AAACAAUCUCAAAUCUUAAACACCCAAUCCAAACACUUUACUCUUCCACCAAAAUGAGUACCUUAAAAGCCCUCUCCAUUUUCAGCCUCCUCCUAGUCUUCACCUCCCUAAUCGCCACCCUCACCCAUGCAGCCACCUUUACAGUAACAAACAGAUGCAGUUACACAAUUUGGGCCGGCGCUGUACCCGGUGGUGGAAAACAACUGAACUCCGGUGACACAUGGGUUGUCACCGCUAACCCGGGCCAAACCGGUGGCCGCAUUUGGCCCCGUACCGGGUGUACACAAACCGGGCCUGACGGGCUCAGGUGCAUCACAGGUGACUGUGGUGGGAAAAUCCAGUGUACAAGUUAUGGGCAACCACCUAACACUUUAGCUGAAUACGGCUUAAGACAGUUCAACAACUUAGACUUCUAUGAUAUCUCAUUAGUUGAUGGGUUUAAUGUCCCUAUGAGUUUCUUACCCGUGAGCGGGUGCGGUAGAGGUCCGUCUUGUACGGUGGAUCUUAUCGGUCAGUGCCCGAAUCAGCUUAAGGCUGCGGGCGGGUGUAACAACCCGUGUACCGUAUUUAAAACGGAUAAUUACUGUUGUAAUUCCGGGAGUUGUGGCCCGACUGAUUUUUCUAGGUAUUUUAAGGGUAAAUGUCCAGAUGCUUAUAGUUAUCCUAAGGAUGAUGCAAGUAGUACUUUUACUUGUCCUUCUGGUACUAAUUAUAGGGUUACAUUUUGUCCUUGAUUUUAAAUUUAAGGGCUACCUAUGUUAUCAAUAAAUGGAAAUUUAUCCUAAUGUAAUAGUAUAAUCUUUUUUAAAGUGA
Spinacia oleracea (spinach) is the source of this 813-nucleotide messenger RNA. Its product is annotated as protein P21. The record is from RefSeq and is a predicted model, not a curated record. The coding region runs from base 54 to 734 and encodes 226 amino acids. The transcript has a single exon. NCBI's taxonomy places the organism in Eukaryota, Viridiplantae, Streptophyta, Magnoliopsida, Caryophyllales, Amaranthaceae.